AUGAAUCCUCACAAUCCCCACCAACCGCAAUACCCACCGCUACCUUAUGGGGCCACUCCGCCUGGCGCCCCAGCCCAUAACCCUUCAAUACGUGCUGCUUUUAACAAUGCCUACUCGACCACGAACUCGCCCACCAACGCCACCUUCCAGCAAGCUGCUGCCUAUCUAGAGGGCAACUACGAUGAUGACGGAGACGACCGCGCAAAUGACCACGACCAUGACAAUGACCACGAUCAGGGUCAGGGCGAUCCUAAGCGCCGUCGCAUAGCACGCGCAUGUGAUAUGUGUCGCAAGAAGAAGAUCAAAUGCGAUGGCAAAAUGCCCAAAUGCUCACACUGUCAGAACUACAAGACUGAAUGUAUCUUCACUCAGGUAGAGAAGAAGCGUCAGCCACCCAAGGGCGCAAAGUACAUCGAGGGCUUGGAGAACAGACUUGCGCGUAUGGAAGGUCUGCUGAAGAUGUCAGGUCUGCUAGGUGAAGAUGACGGUGGAAAGACUGAUCUCGGCACGCUUGAGAAGCGCCUGGCAGACAGACAAGCUGUUGGCUCUGGGUUCGCGUCCCCAGUCUCGCCCCACGUCGGUGAUGGCUCAACCUCUGCCCAUCCAACUCCGCCCACUGGUGUCACUAGCCCUCAGUCCGGUGCGGUGCCUCAGAACGGCCAACCGCAGGCUCAAGACAAGGCUGCUGAAGGCCUGGCAGAUCAGAUGUGUUCGCUCGUCACCAACAAUGCUGGAGAGACACGUUAUAUCGGCUCCUCCUCUGGCUUUUCCAUCUUCUCGCCCAAGGGAAUACAAUGGGUAAACGAAAAGACUGGAGACUCUUCUUUCCGCGACAUGAUCACACAGGCAGCUACUGACGACAGGGCAUGGGCUACCUGGAAACCAGAAAUCUUCGACGACAUCUUUUCUCGCAAAAUCUAUAGGCCUCUGCCUCCAAAACCUGAAGCUCUCGCCCUGCUGAAGGACUUCUUCGAUAACUUCAACUGCGUGUUUCCCUUGUUUCAUGAGCCAACUUUUAUGCAUCUCGUCGACAAACACUAUUCGCUCGACCCAUACGAAGGUUCUGGUUGGUGGGCCAGCUUGAACGUUGCGCUUGCCAUCUCCCACAGACUUCGGAUCAUAGGUGAAGAUGAUGCUCGACUUGAGGAUGCAAAGGCUUGGGGUUAUCUGAAAAACGCCUUGGCUGUCUUUUCCGAAUUGACAAUGCGAAACAACGAUCUGCUCAGUGUUCAGGCUCUGCUAGGCAUGGCCCUCUUCAUGCAAGGUACACCCAAUCCACAACCUGGCUUCUUCCUCGUCGCAGCAGCAAUUCGACUAGCGCAUAGCAUUGGUCUUCACAAACGUGGGUCUGACUUCAAUCUCAAUGAGAUUGAAUCUGAACAGAGGAAACGUGUCUUCUGGAUUGGUUACCUUAUGGACAAAGACAUUUGUCUUCGUUCUGGCAGGCCCCCUAUCCAGGAUGACGACGACAUGAACGUUGAGCUUCCUAGUGAAAACCCACCAGACAACAUCGGUGUUGUGUCGUUGGGAGAUGGCAAGGGCAAGGUCAAUCUUUUCCGGAUACAAUGUACUUUUGCCUUGAUCCAGUCCAAGGUCUACAAGCUACUCUACUCGGUCAAGGCUGCUCGCCAAACAGAUGGCGAACUAUUGAACACGAUUGGGGAUCUCGACCAGGAACUAGAAGAGUGGAAAGACUCUAUUCCUCUCGAGUUCCGUCCGGAGCAUGAGAUCAAGAUGCCCAGCGAAUCACCAAUGAUGCUGCAUAUCGUUGUGAUGCAUUUUGCUUACUACAACUGUCUUACGACCAUCCAUCGGAUGUCGGUUCAUCAUGGCUACUGGACGUCACGACUAUCAAAUUAUGCCAUUGCUGGUCUGAAUGCGCGUCCGCUCAAUCCACGUGUGUUCAUGUCGGCGGCGUUAUGUGUGAACGCCGCACGAACAUCCAUCUCGCUCGUCAAGUUCAUUCCUAGUCGGGAUCAUGCUUGUGUCUGGCUUCUGGUGUACUAUCCCGUAUCUGCGCUUGUCACACUGUUCGCCAAUAUUCUGCAAAAUCCACAAGAUGCUAGAGCCCGCUCCGAUCUUAAGCUUAUGAACUCCAUGACGGAGUUCUUGCAGAUGCUAUGCAACGAAGACGGCAAUAUUCAUUGUCGAAGAAUGGCCUCGAUUUGCAAAGAGUUUGAGCGCAUCGCUAGAGUGGUCCUUGACAAGGCUGAAAGAGAUAUGAAGGGCAGGGGCAAGAGAAAGAACAGAGAGGGCGACCCGGCUGCACAAUCUGCUCAACGCUCGACGUCUCAGCCGGCGCAAGCGCAAAGAACACCAAGUUUGCCUGCCUCAGCCCUACCUGGACGAACGUCAACGGCAUCUCCAUCUUUUGGGCAAAUGCAACGCCAACCCGGACAUCCCUCAUCCAUGGGACAAAUACCCUUUACAGCAUCCUCAAACACAUCCCCUUACCAAGCUACCAGCAUGGCACCAGAGCCCUGGAUGCAGAGUGCUCCACCCGCACCAGGAAACAUGUUCACUCAAGCCGACAACCGGUUUGCACAAACAUUCCCGCAAGAUACCAACUUUGACAUGCAAGGCUAUGGCAUGGGACCUAUGGGUUCAGAUCUAGGUGGUAGCUUCCAACAGCCCUUUGUACCGCAGGACCUGUGGCAGAUGCCUAUGACGUUGGAAUGGGACUGGGCCGAUUUCUUUGGCACGGGGCCUGGCUUUGAUCUCAACGAUCCCACUGGAGGCGGAUCUCGUCGCUGA
Molecule: messenger RNA, 2754 nt
Organism: Aureobasidium melanogenum CBS 110374
Lineage: Eukaryota; Fungi; Ascomycota; Dothideomycetes; Dothideales; Saccotheciaceae
Exons: 2
Coding region: 1-2754 (917 amino acids)
Biological process (GO): regulation of DNA-templated transcription; DNA-templated transcription
Molecular function (GO): zinc ion binding; DNA binding; DNA-binding transcription factor activity, RNA polymerase II-specific
Source: RefSeq, a predicted model, not a curated record